Trichoplax adhaerens is the source of this 441-nucleotide messenger RNA. RefSeq lists its product as uncharacterized. Bases 1 to 441 code for a protein of 146 amino acids. Gene Ontology annotation, biological process: signal transduction. The record is from RefSeq and is a predicted model, not a curated record. NCBI's taxonomy places the organism in Eukaryota, Metazoa, Placozoa, Uniplacotomia, Trichoplacea, Trichoplacidae. The transcript is spliced from 5 exons. Gene Ontology annotation, molecular function: protein binding.
AUGAGGACUAGAGACGAUAAAGAUUUCAAAGAGUUUUAUCUAUCAUUGAUCGAAUAUCAAGCGUCGGCCGUUCAAAGUUUAGGCAAAAAAUUAAAAGCAGAAGUCAGAGAAAUUUCAGGUUCUCAUUUAGGUAGUAACAGCGAAGAUGUCGUUGAUCGAGGUGAAAAUGAGGAUGCAGCAAAAGAGAAGAUGAAGAAAGCGUACUUUAUAGUAUGUGAUAAAAUUGGCUUGGAUUGGACAAAACUGGCAGCAUUUCUUGAUUCUGAUAUUAAUUUAGAUACCAUUAUAUAUCAGCAUGGUCAUUCUGUAUUUAAUCAAACAAAAGCAUUCCUGGAUAUUUGGAGUCAGAAAAAUCCAACUAAAGCCACUAUAUCUGUAUUAGAAAGUGCCCUAAGAACCAUUUACAGAAAUGAUAUAGCCGUUGAAUUACGAAAAUUGUAA